AAGCACAAGUGUCCCAUCACUUUUGUGAGACACUGUACUAACUGCUGCUUCGAUUUUCUCCUUUAGGAUAACUUAUUGAAGCUGGCAGAUUUCGGCAGCUGUAGAGGAAUCAAUACAAAAAGGCCUUACACAGAGUACAUUUCCACGCGCUGGUACCGACCACCGGAAUGUCUACUUACUAGUGGCUACUAUAGUUACAAAAUGGACAUGUGGGCCGCGGGCUGUGUUUUCUUUGAAGCACUAACGAAUCUUCCCCUUUUUCCUGGAAGCAGUGAAAUCGAUCAGUUGUCUAAAAUCCACAGCGUUUUGGGUACGCCGAAACCUUCCGUUAUCGCCAAACUCAGGCGGCACAAGCGACUGAAUGGUGUAGACUUCAGCUUCCAACCUCACACAGGAAUCGGCUUAGCCAUUUUGACACCUGGCGCUUCGCAGGAAGCUCUGCAGUUACUGUCCAGUCUUUGCGCUUAUGACGAGGACGACAGACCUUCCGCCCGCCAAGCUCUCAACAGCCAGUACUUCACAGAUCUAAGGCUUGCCGAGAAGUACCAACACUCCGGACGUAUUUCAUCUCGAAACACGGGUAGGAGGACGGCAUCAGAUUCCAAACACGCUUCUCCCCUCUCACCCAGGAGCGGACACACUUCCCGAAUCGAAGACACGUCUCAUCCCUCGACGAGAGAACGCAAGAAGCAGAAGUCGGAGCAGAUGUUACUUCUGCCCACUCUCGAAGUGAACGGUCACGGGUUGCGACAGGAACUUCACGGCAGUCGAAAUCUAGGCCUAGAGGCAAUAAAAUGUAAAACCAACAGAUCUGUGAACUUGCCUCCCAUACCUGGCAAAUCUAGGAAGAAAAAGACGAACAGAAAUCAUGGUCAGGACAAUCACGUAUCACAUCUUCCACCUAUCCAUCAACCUUGGAGGCCUUAGCUGCGUAUAACAACUUAUAAAAGAAGUGCGUAAGAAGUGAAUUCUGUUGAAGAAGCGGUGCUAUUUAUCAUAACAUUUAUAAAUACUUGCUUCUUCAGACUCUCUGAUGGAAGCAGUUCUGGAUACAAGCUCAGAUGUAUCAAAUGUUCAACUUUUUACUGUGUACAAAAUAAAAUUGAAUGUUCAUGAC
This is a messenger RNA of Stegodyphus dumicola, 1117 nucleotides long. Its product is annotated as MAPK/MAK/MRK overlapping kinase-like. Gene Ontology annotation, biological process: protein phosphorylation. Lineage: Eukaryota; Metazoa; Arthropoda; Arachnida; Araneae; Eresidae. The record is from RefSeq and is a predicted model, not a curated record. Gene Ontology annotation, molecular function: protein kinase activity; ATP binding.